AUGGGUCCAACCCAAGUGCUAUCAAGCGUUCGUGAGAAGUAUUGGAUAUUGAAAGGAGGGGCAGCUGUAAGAGCUGUACUAAAGAAGUGCAUCAAAUGUAAGCGGUGGAAGGCCAAGCCUCAAGAUCAGAUUAUGGCUCCACUUCAAUUAGCGCGCGUCACACCUGAUAAUCCACCAUUUACCUUUGUUGGAAUUGAUUACUUCGGGCCUAUACAAGUCAAAGUAAAGAGAAGUUACGUAAGGCGAUAUGGAUGCGUUUUCUCUUGUUUAACUAUGCGUGCAGUUCAUAUCGAGUUAACGACAGACUCUUUUCUUCAAGCCUUCUCAAGAUUUGUGAGCAGGAGAGGACCGCCAAGGGAAGUCUUUAGCGACAAUGGAACUAACUUCAAGGGAGCAGAAGAAGAUGUCAGAGAAGCCUUGAAAACCUGGAACCAAGACCGUAUCAGAGAUACCUUGCGAGAGAAUAAGAUCGAAUGGCAUUUCAAUCCCCCCAAAGCAAGCCACACCGGAAGAUUAUGGGAGAGAAUGAUAGGUUCGAUUCGCAGAAUCCUGCGCGUCUUACUUGCUAACCAGACGGUGGAUGACGAAAUACUCAGUACCAUGAUGGCAGAGACAGAGAACAUUCUGAAUGAUCGCCCCCUGACGCGUAUCACAGCUGACCCAAACGACCUAGAACCCUUGACGCCUAACAAGCUUCUGUUAGUCUACAGAAAUCCAUGCAUAGCUCCAGGAGACUUCUCAGUUCUUGCUGAUAGAUUUACCAAGCGCUGGUCCGUCACGCACAGUACCUAUCCAAUAUCUUUUGGAGACGAUGGGUGGAGUAUAUGCAAGCUCUCCAAGAACGUCAGAAGUGGCUGA
Messenger RNA from Nematostella vectensis (starlet sea anemone), 858 nucleotides. RefSeq lists its product as uncharacterized. The coding region runs from base 1 to 858 and encodes 285 amino acids. NCBI's taxonomy places the organism in Eukaryota, Metazoa, Cnidaria, Anthozoa, Actiniaria, Edwardsiidae. Gene Ontology annotation, molecular function: nucleic acid binding. The record is from RefSeq and is a predicted model, not a curated record. Gene Ontology annotation, biological process: DNA integration. The transcript has a single exon.